This is a messenger RNA of Chironomus riparius, 1143 nucleotides long. The record is from the annotation of a GenBank genome assembly. NCBI's taxonomy places the organism in Eukaryota, Metazoa, Arthropoda, Insecta, Diptera, Chironomidae.
AUGAUUGAAAUUGAGAAUGUAGAAAAUUUAAUUAAAGUAGACUGUAAUUGUAAUGAAAUAGUAAGAAUUAAUGCACAAGAACUGACAUAUGAUCAGUUCUUUCAUGAGUUUAUGUUCAAAAAUGUUCCUGUUAUAGUUAAAACCGUUGAUUUAUUAAAACCGGCUUCAAAAGAAUGGUUCACAGAUAAUAAAUUUAAUAUUGACAAGUUUGAGGAUGUCUUGAAGGAUAUAGAUGUGCCAGUCUACAAUAAUUCAAAGCAAUAUUUUAAUUCUCAUGAAAAGUCAACGAUGAAAUUCAAUGAUUAUGCUGAAUACUUUAGAACAGAUGACAAAAAGGAACUUUUGUAUUUGAAGGACUUUCAUUUAAAGCAACAACUUCCAGAACUGGAUUUUUACAAUGUACCUGAAUUUUUUGCAUCUGACUGGCUUAAUGAAUGUUUGAUAGACAAAGGAUCUGAUGAUUAUCGUUUUGUAUAUAUUGGAGUUAAAGGAACUUGGACACCAUUGCAUUCUGAUGUAUUUAACUCAUACAGCUGGUCUGGAAAUAUUUGUGGCACAAAGCAAUGGUUAAUGAUAGUUCCUGGAGAUGAAGAUAAAUUAAAGGACAGUUUUGGACAGUUACCAAUAUCUGUAGACAGCAAUUUACUCAAAGAAAAGAAUGUCAAGUUCUUUGAAAUCAUUCAGGAACCGAACGAAAUUUUAUUUGUACCAAGUAAAUGGUUCCAUCAAGUAUUAAAUCUUACCGAUGUAUUUUCUAUAAAUCAUAACUGGUUUAAUAGCUGUAACAUCCACGAGAUUAAGGAUAGUUUAUUUAAAAAUUGGAAUGAUGUCGUAGCUGAAAUUCAAGACUGUAAGAAUAUGUAUGAUUUUGAUAAUCAUUGUCAGUUAAUGACCAAGUCACUUUUUGGAAUGGAUUUUAAAGAUUUUGUUGAUAUUUUGAUACAUGUUGGAACAAAACGACGCAAAUUUAUUAAAAGUAAUGAAAGCUUUAAGCUAUUUGAUAAAUAUGAAGUAGGAAGGAACUUGGCAGAGUAUGAUGAUCAAAUGAUUGACGAGAUCCUGAAAGAGAUCUUAGAUGUUUAUGUAAAUUUUUUGAGUGACAGCUUGAUCCAAGCAAUAUUAAGUUAUCUACACGCAGAUUAA